AUGAAACAAAUCUUGAAAAAAACGUUACAACAGCCAAUUUCGAUAUAUAGAGGUUCUAAAUCAAAACAAAUAAAGAAAUCAAACAAAAUGAUGAAAAAGUUUAAAUACUACAAAAGUAAAGGCAUAUUGCCUAAUUUAGAUAAUGUCAUCGACUGUUCUGGAAAUAAUAAGCAUGUACUUAAUGAAAUAUUUAUUGAUCCAGACCAAAAGAUUCCAAAUUUGGGAUUGAAAAAUAUAAAUGAGUGGAAAAUUUAUAGCUUAAUAGAAUGCCCAGGUCUUAUAGUCAUAAAAAAUCCUUUUACAUCACUUGGACAACGUUACUACAUUAAGAAACUAGUAAAAGACUAUACAAAAAAUCAUCCCAACAAUUUACUGGAAUCAAAAUUUAAGCAAAAUAUCAUCAAGGAUUUUUGGGCAUCAUGGAUUGAAGAAGUUGAUCAACAACAGAAAAGGUUAAUAAAAAAAUCAAUGCGAUGGACCACUUUAGGAUACCAUUAUGACUGGACAAAUAAAGUUUACAAUGAACAAAACAAGAAUGAAUUUCCAGAAGAACUUUCUAAACUUAUUUCUGUUUUUGCUGAAGUUUUAAAUUUCAAUGACUUUAUGUCGGAAGCAGCUAUAAUAAAUUUCUAUCACAUUGGAAAUACUCUUUCUGCUCAUUCAGACCAUUCAGAAAUUUGUAAUGCGCCACUUUUUUCAAUCAGUUUUGGACAGCCGGCAGUUUUUCUUAUGGGAGGAACUUCCAAAGAUGACGAUGCUAUUCCAAUCUUACUGAAUUCAGGCGAUGUUUUAGUAAUGUCUGGAAAUAGUAGAUUCAAUUAUCAUUCAGUUCCUAGAAUUUUUGAGUCAGAGUCGAAACCAUGGAAUGAUGAUCAAAACAUAAAUAACUGCAGUCGUCUUAAUUCUGAUGAUCUAAAUGAGUGCCUUUGCCAAGAAAAUUGGAGUCAGUUUGAUUCAUAUUUAAGCGAUAGUCGAAUAAAUGUAAAUGUGCGACAAUACAAAAAUAAAACAGGAUAA
Chironomus riparius is the source of this 1017-nucleotide messenger RNA. The record is from the annotation of a GenBank genome assembly. NCBI's taxonomy places the organism in Eukaryota, Metazoa, Arthropoda, Insecta, Diptera, Chironomidae.